AUGUCGGAAAUUAUCAUUGGAGAUAUGCCAAAAAUCGUCAUUGGAGAUAUGUCAGAAAUAACGGUUUUUGGAUCGGCUAUAACUCAACCACCUUGUGGGUCCCCUGGCUGCAUACAAACUAAAGAUCGAUGCACCACUUGUUCUAGCGCUCCCUUUGGCCUACCUGCAGAAACGACGUGUAUCUCUAAAGUCAAUUCCGACUUAGCCUUCACCGGCAACAUCAGUCAUCUACUCAACCACGAUGUGAUCAUAAGCUAUACGUCACCGUCAGCUUACUUAACUCCCAAACUCGCAGUGAGGACGCGUCUCACUUGUGUAGAUGUCUUUGAGGACUCUGGCUGGUCAGAUCUUCCAAAUGGUGCUAACAGUAUUCUCGGGCUGGCUGAUAGCUCUAUGUCUUUUGUUAAAAGCCUCGAGUCUUCUUACAAGAUACCCUUCAAAACUUCCAUCUACAAAGCUCUUGUUAAAGCCUUCGUUAGGAAGGCUCAGCGUAAAGCCGUGUAUCCCUUCCGUGAUUGCUUUAGUUACAAAAGUUUUGGAGGAAAGUCUUUUCUUGGAAAGAAGACUCCGGUGAUCAAUUUUGUUUUGGGAGGAGGAGCCAAGUGGGAUAUCUACGGAACAAACUCGCUUGUAAUGGUGAACAAGACCAUUAUGUGUUUAGCGUUUAUUGAUGCUGGAAAUGAUCCGAGAUUUCCGAUUGAGAUAGGAGGAUAUCAAAUGGACAAUCAUCUAGUUGAGUUUGAUUUUGAGGCCUAA
Brassica napus (rape) is the source of this 756-nucleotide messenger RNA. Its product is annotated as probable aspartic proteinase GIP1. The record is from RefSeq and is a predicted model, not a curated record. The coding region runs from base 1 to 756 and encodes 251 amino acids. NCBI's taxonomy places the organism in Eukaryota, Viridiplantae, Streptophyta, Magnoliopsida, Brassicales, Brassicaceae. Gene Ontology annotation, molecular function: aspartic-type endopeptidase activity. Gene Ontology annotation, biological process: proteolysis. The transcript has 3 exons.